Messenger RNA from Arachis ipaensis, 1788 nucleotides. The record is from RefSeq and is a predicted model, not a curated record. Lineage: Eukaryota; Viridiplantae; Streptophyta; Magnoliopsida; Fabales; Fabaceae.
UGGAAAAAAAAAAAAAAAAGAAAAGGAAAAAGAAUGAAAAGCACUAAACCUUGAAGGGGGUUUAAGAAUAAAAGAAGAUGCUUUUGUGGUAGCAUCGUUUCCCAAAACCAUGUUUAUAGUGAUUCGCAGGCUUCGGCUUCCUCCCAUUUCCGUUGGGCGAUUCCAGAAUCAAGUGUGGACUCCGCCUCUCCAUGCUCUCUUCUCCACUCACAUUGUCGCCGACAAACCAAUUCUGGUUCGGGAUUUCGUUCACUCUGCUUUGUACCAUCCCUUACAUGGUUACUUCUCCCAACGGCCCCGCUCCGUUGGAGUCCUUCACAGCAGCAUCAAGUUCAAUCAACUUGAAGGCAGAAAAGCUUAUAUGAGAUACUUGGAUAAUAUUUACAAGCAGAACGAUAUCUCUUGGUUUACGCCUGUGGAGAUCUUCAAGCCUUGGUAUGCCCAUGCAAUUGCUGAAGCCAUCAUGCGAACUGCAAACUUCUCUGUCCCUCUAAAAAUAUAUGAAAUUGGUGGUGGAUCAGGAACUUGUGCCAAGGGUAUAUUGGAUUACAUAAUGUUGAAUGCUCCUCCAAAAGUUUAUAACAGUAUGACUUACACCUCAGUUGAGAUUAGUCCUUCACUUGCUGAAGUGCAAAGAGAGACUGUUGGUGAAGUGCGCAGCCAUAUUCCAAAGUUCAGGGUAGAAUGUCGUGAUGCUGCUGAUCGGAGGGGAUGGGGGGAUGUGGAGAGACAACCGUGUUGGGUUAUAAUGCUUGAGGUACUUGAUAAUCUUCCACACGAUCUUGUCUAUUCAGAGAAUCAAGUUUCCCCAUGGAUGGAAGUCUGGGUUGAGAGGCAACAUGGUCGAGAAACACUCGGUGAGUUAUACAAGCCUUUGCAAGAUCCACUUAUCACACGCUGUGUUGAGAUCAUGGACAUGGAUGAGCCUAAAACAACUCGGAGCGCUGCAGUACCUACACUGAAAGGUAUUUGGUCUAAAGUUUACCCGAAACCUCGUAGAUGUUGGCUGCCAACUGGAUGUUUGAAAUUACUUGAGGUUCUGCAUGAGGUGCUACCAAAGAUGUCCUUGAUUGCUUCUGAUUUCAGCUAUCUCCCAGAUGUGAAAGUUCCUGGCGAAAGAGCUCCUUUGGUUUCAACUAAAAAAGAUGGAAGCAGCUCAGAUUAUGAGAACUAUAUGGACGCAAAGGUUUGGUUUCCCAUCAGCCUCAUCUUUCAAUCUAGUUUCUUCAUUUCUGGUUGGCUGAAACUUAAGGGUGAUCAUACAUCCAAAAAAGGAAAGAAAAGGAGAACAAUUACGCUGGAUACAUCAGCUUUUAUGGAAGAGUUCGGUUUGCCGACAAAAACGAGAACCAAAGACGGAUACAACCCACUUUUGGAUGAUUUCAAGAAUACCAAAUUUUAUCUGAGUGUUCCUACACACAAUAUCAAGUAGAUUCUCAAUACAAGUACUUGCACUCACAUAGACGGGUCAAGGCAUUUCAUGAGCUAAUAUUUAUGUAAGUACCCUGGACGUAAUCAUUUAUAAAUUAAAUUAUUCUUUUUGGUCAAAUUAAAAUUUUCAACAUAAACAUGGUUAUGUACUGUCUCAUGGGUUCAACACUAAAGCCCCAGAAAAUAAUAUGAUUCAACAAGAUAUAACAUCCUGUAAGAGAAGAACAUCACCAGUUGUGAUGAUUGUUUUAAACCGGUGUUUGCAGAUUGGGGAUGUAUUUCUUAUGGUUUAUACCUAUUAUUGUACACUGCGAUUAGCAAGAGAUUAGUUUCUAAGGAAGAACAUCUUUAUCUCCA